AUGGAAGGCGAGACUGUAUUUUUGCAAGCGUGUAGUACACCUUUACCAGAAGAUGAGGACGAAAUCUCGGACAGUGACGAAAACGAAGACGCAGAAUCUGAUGUAGAAGACUAUCUAGUGUACGAUGAAGUUUCACAAGUGUGUGUUAUUUGCGAUAUCGUCUUGCAAAGCCCCUCGCACGGGCCGCUGUGCAAGCGGUGUCACCAAUUUAUGUAUCCAGAAUACACGAUUUUACAAAAGGAAUUCGACGACAUCAGGGUCAAAUCUAACGACAAGGAGAAAUAUAUUCCGUAUAAUAGAGACCAAUGUCCGACGUAUCCAAAAUACAGGCCGCGGCAUCGCUGUGGUAAAGACGGGACGCUCAAAAAUGAAAUUGUCAACAAAGGCCAGACCUCGAGCGCCGAGCAAGUGAAACUACCAACAAUUUUAUGUUUCUCCGACUCCGAAUCGGAGGACGAAGAUAAUGAGCUACUAGGGCUUGCCCAGCUUGCUAUUUAUGAUAAAGACAUAAUUCAGUUUAAUGCGACGUGUUUGAAGGAUACUGAAUCGACCAUUAGAGAUGAUUUUGUGGAGAAAAUGCCUACAGAAA
Paramuricea clavata is the source of this 589-nucleotide messenger RNA. Lineage: Eukaryota; Metazoa; Cnidaria; Anthozoa; Malacalcyonacea; Plexauridae. The record is from the annotation of a GenBank genome assembly.